AUGGUAACCUUCGCCACUGCAUUGGCAGGAGCAAGUUAAUGAUUAUCUUGGAGAAUUUUCAUCCUCGGAAAUCUUCUGACAGAGACGAACACCAAUCUCGACGUUAAGGAAGCGUUAUCGUUAUUGAUGGAAUGGUAGUCAUUCAAUCGAUGGGAAAGCCAACGUGGGUUCGCACUGGUCGAGAUCUUGCAUCUCAUUUUCUUGAGAUCAUUGACAGAAAGUCUCUCAAAUGUGACGAAGUCCAUGUUAUUUUUGAUAGCUAUGACUUUCCAAACUCCUUCAAGGAAGGAACUUGACGGUUUCGUCAAGGUUACAACAGGCCAAUGACGUACCAAAUCACCAAUGAUGCUGUCAUCGAAAAGAUCACGUUCAAGCAGAAGAUGUCAACAAGGAGUCUUUGUGUAUCUAUUUUGCAUCUCACAUCCUUGAGUGUAAGAAAGACUCCCCGAAGACCUGAAUGUAAGUCCAACAAGCUAUCAGUUGAACACCUCACCAGUACCCAAUUAGAGGCAGACACGCGCCUGCUUCUACAUACCAUCGAUGCCACAGAGAGAAGAGCAACAUCCCUCAGUAUCCACAGCCCCGACACAGAUGUAUUGGUGCUGGCGCUUUGGAGGUUUGCAAGCCUAUGCGAUGAAACAUCAGUGGUUGUUGGCACUGGUGACACGCGUCGGUCAAUUCCACUGCGUCCUCUAUACGACUCGCUUGGAGGUCAACUUGGAGCAGCAUUGCCAGGAUUCGAUGCAUUCACUGGAUGUGAUCAGACGGGUACCAUAUGUGGAAAGUCUAAAGUCUCGUGCCGGAAUACUUUAAGUAAAGCUGAACAACAAGUGUUAAAAGCAUUUGCCAGCCUUGGUAGCUCGGCGCACGUUCAAGAUGAUGUAGCCAUGAGACUAGAGCUGAAUAUGUGCCAUCUCUAUGCACCCUCAACCCAUAUCACCACCGUAAAGGAAAUGCGAUGGUUUUUGUUCAGCAAGAAGCAGUAUGCAGAUUAGAAGUUGCCACCAACGAGGGCUGCAUUGGAGCAGAUAAUUAAACGAGCCAACUAUGUUGCCUUAGUUGGAAGGAAUGUGGUACCCCAUGCCCAGAUAUUCCUCUGCCAACAUCUCACGGAUGGGUUCAAGAUGGCAACAGACUACAGGCUGUUCCAGCCAUCCUACUUCCUGCACCCAAAGCUGUCUUUGAACUGAUCAAGUGUGGUUGGAAAGGAAGUUGCAUAACCAUGAGCUGUUCAUGCAAGAAUCAUAGCUUGAAAUGUACUGACAUGUGUGGUUGCUUUGCAACAAAGUGUGAAAACAGAAAUGUGGAGGAAGAUUCUAUUGAAGGCGAAGACAGUGAUGCGGAGGAUCUUCUUUCUUGUUUGUAG
Messenger RNA from Porites lobata, 1366 nucleotides. Lineage: Eukaryota; Metazoa; Cnidaria; Anthozoa; Scleractinia; Poritidae. The record is from the annotation of a GenBank genome assembly.